UCUGUCACAAGUGUUUCAUGCUCCUGGGGACGCCUCAGUGCUCAGUAUGAUAUAAAUCGUUGGUACACGCUGAAAGAAAAACUCACCCCAACACGAUGUCAAGACGCAAUCCCGGGGAGGACUAUCGAAAAGGGUCAAGUACCUACAGAGCGGAGGAUAGGAGGGAUAAGGAUGAUGACAGGGACAGAUCGCCCCUCAGGUCAGACGACAGGAGGGAUUCACCAACUUAUGGGCAGGGAGAAUCUAGGAAACAGAAAUUGACUUUUGGAUUUGGAAAGAAAGCCUCCACGGCUGAUCAGAAGAAGGGGAUACAGAUCAAAUUGGGGGCAACAUCUAAACCAGUGGCCAAACCUGUAGCAAAGCCGACAGUGGCCUCAGUAUUCAACGCCGACGAUGACGACGAACCCGAGGAGAUGCCAGCAGAGGCUCGAAUGAGAAUGAGAAACAUAGGGCGUGAAACUCCAACAUCAGCUGGGCCCAAUUCAUUCGGAAAGACUAAACAAGGCUUCUGUGAUUCUAAGAAAAUAUUCGAGAAGACCCUCAAAAAGGCGAUGGAAGAGGCCAACAAAUGAUUCUAUUAUUAGUCUUUUUCCCUUGAUUAUUUUAAGAAAAUUGUACAUUCGUUUAACGUAAGUGGUAUAUCGGAGGUAGCAGUUGAAUUUGGAAAGCUGGAGGUUUUUACCGUAGCCCGGAUGUUUUUUCUUCAAUUAGCCAAGUCGCUUUCAACUCAGAUCAUUUUCGGUACAUCGACAUGGUGCAGGGGAAAUUUUUAUCAACGACUCUUGUGUGAUUAUUGUGUAAUUUAAGAUGUUACAAUCUUCCCUCGAUGUCCCUCGGUCUUUCCUGAUAUUUCCAUCAGUGAUAUUUCAAUUGUAAACGUGACAGCUGUAGGGCUGUGAAGGACAGACUCAGUAAUCAGGAAAUUCACGUGAAUAAAUAUUAAUUUCUUUCAAUA
Molecule: messenger RNA, 955 nt
Organism: Diachasma alloeum
Lineage: Eukaryota; Metazoa; Arthropoda; Insecta; Hymenoptera; Braconidae
Product: PEST proteolytic signal-containing nuclear protein
Exons: 3
Coding region: 96-572 (158 amino acids)
Biological process (GO): proteasome-mediated ubiquitin-dependent protein catabolic process; protein ubiquitination
Cellular component (GO): nucleus
Source: RefSeq, a predicted model, not a curated record